CCGCUGCAGUCCUCCUCCUCCUCCUCCUCCUCCUCCUGCUCCUCAUCUCUGGUCAGGCGCCUCUGCUGCUCUUGGACAGGCUGCCUCUGGAUCCUCUGCAGGAAGUCGGACCUGUUUCCUUCCCCGCAGCGUCCCUCUGCGCUCUGACAGCCGCUCCAGCCGCUCCUCCUCCGCGUCUUCACCUGCGGCUCUCUCGCCUCUCGUCGGGCCGGGGGCCUGCGGGAGCCUGCAGAAGGCGGCCGGCUCCGCUGCGAACACCUCCACCUCCCCUCCGGAGAGCACAGGGAGAGCUCGGCAUGGAGGCCACGGCGGAGGAGAAGGAGCCGUCGCUGAUGGACGAGCCCCUGCCGACUCUGAGCCCGGCCGUGCCGCCCUUUGUGACUCUGGGCCUGACGGUGGUCUACACCGUCUUCUACUCGCUCCUCUUCCUCUUCAUCUACGUGCAGCUCUGGCUGGUCCUGCGCUACCGACACAAGCGCCUCAGCUACCAGACGGUGUUCCUGUUCCUGUGCCUGCUGUGGUCGGCCCUGCGCACCGUGCUCUUCUCCUUCUACUUCAGGAACUUUGUCACAGCAAACACCCUGGGGCCCUUUCCCUUCUGGCUGCUCUACUGCUUCCCCGUCUGCCUGCAGUUCUUCACCCUCAGCCUCAUGAACCUUUACUUCGCGCAGGUUGUUUUUAAGGCCAAGUCCAAAUAUGCGCCAGAGCUUCAGAGGUACAGGCUGCCCCUCUACCUCCUCUUCCUGCUCAUCAGCCUGGUGUUCCUAGUGGUGAACCUGGCGUGCGCCCUGCUGGUGAGGAUGUCCUCCGCCGAGGCUCACACCGUCGUCCUCGUCAGGGUCGCCAUCAACGACACGCUUUUCGUCCUGUGCGCCGUCUCGCUCUCCUUGUGUCUGUACAAGAUCGCCAAGAUGUCGCUGGCCAACAUUUACCUGGAGUCCAAGGGGACGUCGGUGUGCCAGGUGACCGUCAUAGGAGCCAUCGUCAUCCUCCUGUAUGCGUCCAGGGCGUGCUACAACCUGGUCGUCCUGGGUCUCUCGAACAAAAGCAUCAACUCGUUCGACUACGACUGGUACAACGUGUCGGACCAGGCAGAUCUACAGUCGACUCUGGGUGACACCGGCUACGUCGUCUUUGGGGUGAUUUUGUUCGUCUGGGAGCUGCUUCCCACGUCCCUCGUCGUGUACUUCUUCAGAGUCAGGAAGCCCAACUUGGACAGGAGCGGCUCGGGCCUCCCUGGUCACGUCUUCUCGUCCAGGGCGUACUUCUUCGACAACCCGAGGCGUUACGACAGCGACGAUGAUCUGGCGUGGAGCGUCAUGCCUCAGAACAUCCAAGCCAGUCUGGUUGCUGACAGCUACGAGUGGGGAAGCCAGACCAGCGGCAUCAGCGCCUACAUCGGCAGCGAGGACAGCUUCAACUACUCCCGUCCUCCAGAGGAGCUCUGCCAUUACUGAGGGGGAGCGCGCGAUGGCGUCCGGCCGCCCCGACGCUUUGCUCCUCAUCUGUACAUUUGUUUUUGCACAACCUGAUUCAUGAGCUGAUCUGUCUGGAGGAAACUUAACAGACUUCUCGUUGCCAGUAUAGAAACGCCCAGUAAUGGGACAUUACUUUUUGCACACUCCUUGUACAGAUUAUGGAUCUGUUCUUGAACUCUUUCAUUAUUUAGUUCAUGUUGAUUACAACAUAUUUCCUAACCUUUGUAAGAUGCACUGUAAUACUUUUUAAUGUACUGAAUGUGGUUUUUUUUUCAUACAGAUGUGUUUUUAAUGAAGAGAGGAUUCAUUUAACUCAUUAAAAGAGUUUAAAUACUGUA
Molecule: messenger RNA, 1816 nt
Organism: Fundulus heteroclitus (mummichog)
Lineage: Eukaryota; Metazoa; Chordata; Actinopteri; Cyprinodontiformes; Fundulidae
Gene: gpr137ba
Product: G protein-coupled receptor 137Ba
Exons: 7
Coding region: 297-1457 (386 amino acids)
Biological process (GO): positive regulation of TORC1 signaling; regulation of autophagy; negative regulation of osteoclast differentiation
Cellular component (GO): lysosomal membrane
Source: RefSeq, a predicted model, not a curated record